This is a messenger RNA of Necator americanus (New World hookworm), 2667 nucleotides long. RefSeq lists its product as uncharacterized. The transcript is spliced from 16 exons. Bases 1 to 2667 code for a protein of 888 amino acids. The record is from RefSeq and is a predicted model, not a curated record. NCBI's taxonomy places the organism in Eukaryota, Metazoa, Nematoda, Chromadorea, Rhabditida, Ancylostomatidae.
AUGGAAAUCCCAACAUUUUGUUUUGAAAGUGUAAAACGAGUUGACAAUGUGUUAAUGAGUCCUCGAUGUACUGGAGGAGUUAUAAGUAAGGAAUUGCUAACUGCUAUGAAAGGAUGCAGAAUUGUGAAUGGUGGUCUUAUAUUUCAGAACCUAACAGGUAUGUCUAUAGAAGUAACGCAUGACUUCUCUUCACUUGGAGAAAUUCGAUAUAUUAAUGGGUCACUAAGGAUUGAGAAUUCACCAAUAUUCGUGGUAUUCAAUUUUCUGCAAAAUUUGAAGUAUAUAGAUAACUCCGAAAUAGGUCCAGGCCUUAGUAUACAAGCUAAUCCGAAUCUCACUUAUAUCAAGCUACCUUCUCUUCGAUCCAUAUCCUCAAAUGACUCCAUACGAGUUGUCAUUCAUGAUAAUCCAAAGCUUGUUGUUAGCGGGAAGCUACGGAAAGUUCUACGAAAGCUGCCGGAAGACCAGAUUGAUUUUCCUGCUGAUUCUCAACUAGCACGAAAAAUUCGCCAAGUGGAAAACUCAACUACUACUGAUACUCACAAUGAAAGCAGCACAAAUUACACAACAGACGUUCCUCAUCCUCCCCCUUCUAAUAUACUAGAAGAGAUGUUCCCAUAUCUCUCAAUUAAUCAUUUAUUCAUGUCAGUCACUGCUCCUAUAGUCAUUUUAAUCCUAGCACUUUGUGGAGCACUAUUAUGGGCCCUGAGAAGAAAGAAGAUUUCUUUGCAUCGGGUUCAUAGGAAUAUCUUGCCUUCACCUAACUAUCGUCUGAAGCCAAAGGCACAAGUCAUCCUACUCUCGUUGUGUCAGGACAUUCUACUUAUAAAUCCGUUAAUGUGGAAAUUUGAAGAAAGAAAAUACUUGUGGCUGCAGGAGCAAAAGGAAAAUGAAAAGUCGGAAUUCUUGGUGAAGGUUCAUGCAAACUAUAUAAACAACCAAAUGUUGCCACUUGCUACUAAUGGCCGGUUACCUACACCUACCGAAGGAGAUACAAAUGCAUCUCGAAACCAGUUUUUAAUUUUUGAUCGCGUCAGGACAAUACUAAAACCGAAAUCAGUUGUAGUAAUAGGGACCGGAGAUGAUCCAAAAUGCGUAAUCUUUGGGAUUCCUACGGAAGUAGGCAAAGAGAACGUUUACGAGCAUGGCACAUCUCGAAUAGUCCUUCGAUUACUGCGCACAGAGAAAGCAGGUAACAGCGUUCAAAGUUAUGAAUAUAGUGCAACGUUCACGUCAGAAAGCGGAACAGCCGAAAAAUCUAGUCUGAAGUUUGUCUUUUUCACCUGGCCAAGUUUUGGAUUGGUUGCUGAUCUACAAGAGGUCCUACAACUCGUGCAAUUAUGUCAAAAUGCUAAAGAUUCUAUUUGUGUGAGCGAUCGACACAAAGAAGUUUUCUCUUUGCUCCAUCUUUUCUAUUCAUUCGUGGUUGUGAUGGAAACGCCUAUUUCAUUAAAUGAUGCAUUCCAACUUCACUUAGUUAAAUGCAAUGGGUCCAUGAUCGACAGAAUUGAAAUGUUGUUUGCAAUGAACUUCCUUCUAGAAUGGGCAAUUAAGGCAAAAGUGAUACCAAAGGAAUUGACCACAGCAACCACACUGUGGCGAAGUACCUACGAACAGAUGGCGGCUUUUCGACAGAUGCAUUCAAAUGUGAUGACUAUUCACCCAGAUCAUCUAGAUCAAAUAUCAGAAGAAGUCGUUCUAGAAAUAGCACGUGCCGGAGGCUUCCCUACACCAUUCUUUUCGUACCGUGAAGAGGCUUUAAUGAUUGAUAAAUUCGUUUAUCGAACGCAUGUUGCUGUCGAAGAGACUGAUUUCGAGAAAAAAGCUAGAGAAGGACAGAUGAGACGUCUCAAAAUCUCAGAAUCCGAACAAAAGAAGAAAGAAAAAGAGUUGGAGGGGAAUACGACUACGGUAGGAAUUGAACAAUCUCAAGAAGAUCCGUUGUAUGUAAAGAAGUAUAGAGGAAGAAAGAUGCAAGAACUAUGGGAAGCAGAACAAAAACAAAUAGAAGAAUUAAAGAGAAAAAGAGAGAAAAAAUGGACACAAACCACCACGGUUCAAAAACUAACUACUUCUACAGUUUUAAAAGGGAAAAUCCCACCUUUGCAAACCUCAACCAGCCCAACACCGACACUCGCAACACAAGAAUCUUCAAGAGGAGCGUUGAUGGUGUCUAGUGAAGGAGCUGGAAAGGCAUCAGGUGAAGAGAAGCACCAAGAACAGAUUUCACCAGCUUUAGAUGUUGAACAGAAAAUCACCUCAUCAGACACACCCACACCACUAGCGGAUAAAGCGUCACCUGAUCAAGGAUUGAAGGAGAAAAAAGGCUUCUUUAGAAAUGCGUUUUUGCGCAUUUCAAGAUUUGUCGCACGAAAAGGAAAAGGAGCUGCUCCAAUUCUAUCUGGCAGACAACUUCAAUUACAACCUCCUACAGCUCCAACUGACUUGAAGGUCGCUCGUUCGAAAAAAGGUUCCAAAAUGUUAUCCGUGAAAUCAAAAAAAUCACGAAGAUCUACCAGAUCAAGAAUGGAGAGUUCAAGUGGCCCUAAAUUACAUUCUCCAACUCCAGCAAAUAAGUUGCCGAAAGAUGCAUCUACACCGAGCAUUAUGCCGAUUAACCCUUGGUGGAUGCAAUCGUCCAUGAAGCGAAUGGACCAGAGGACCUGA